Messenger RNA from Cyprinus carpio (common carp), 1712 nucleotides. Its product is annotated as acyl-CoA desaturase. Gene Ontology annotation, molecular function: stearoyl-CoA 9-desaturase activity; palmitoyl-CoA 9-desaturase activity; iron ion binding. The record is from RefSeq and is a predicted model, not a curated record. Gene Ontology annotation, cellular component: endoplasmic reticulum membrane. Gene Ontology annotation, biological process: response to fatty acid; unsaturated fatty acid biosynthetic process. NCBI's taxonomy places the organism in Eukaryota, Metazoa, Chordata, Actinopteri, Cypriniformes, Cyprinidae.
GUUUGGUUGUGCUGGGUCCGGGAUGCUGGUGUGAAAUACCGAGAACAUCAGAUGAGCCUCAGCCAAUCGGAGCGCUCGCUUUAAGGUGGCAUCAAACUCUCGGACCAAUCACCGCGCAGUGUUUCUGCAACUCGCGACGGAGCGGCGCAUCACCGGCAGCUGUUUGCGUUGAACGUCACGCGCUUGUUCAUCACUGCUUCACCGGAGCGGCGUCUUUCAUUCCGCGUGCGCUACAUUCGCUCGAAGCAUCAGAUCGCGGUCAUCAUGCCAGACAGGGAAAUCAAAUCUCCAAUCUGGCAUCCAGAACCGGGGACAGUGGAGGACGUGUUUGAUCACACGUAUAAAGAGAAAGAAGGGCCCAAGCCUCCCACCGUCAUCGUGUGGAGAAAUGUCAUCCUGAUGAGCUUGCUGCACCUCGGAGCUCUGUAUGGACUCUUCCUGUUUCCAUCCGCGAGGGCUCUCACAUGGAUCUGGUUCUUUGGGUGUUUGUUGUUCAGUGCUCUGGGCAUCACCGCCGGCGCUCACCGACUCUGGAGUCACAGGUCAUAUAAAGCAUCAUUACCUCUCCAGAUCUUUCUCGCCUUAGGAAACUCCAUGGCCUUCCAGAAUGACAUCUACGAAUGGUCUCGUGAUCACCGCGUUCACCACAAAUACUCGGAGACGGACGCCGACCCUCACAACGCUGUGCGAGGCUUUUUCUUCUCUCACGUCGGCUGGCUGCUGGUCCGCAAGCAUCCGGACGUCAUUGAGAAGGGACGCAAGCUGGAGCUCAGCGACCUGAAGGCUGAUAAAGUCGUCAUGUUCCAGAGGAGAUUCUACAAGCCGUCAGUGCUGCUGAUGUGCUUCUUCGUGCCGACGUUCGUGCCGUGGUACGUUUGGGGCGAGUCUCUGUGGGUGGCGUAUUUCGUCCCUGCCGUCCUCAGAUACGCGCUUGUGCUCAAUGCCACCUGGCUGGUCAACAGCGCCGCGCACAUGUGGGGGAACCGGCCCUACGACAGCAGCAUCAACCCCCGGGAGAACAGAUUCGUCACCUUCAGCGCUAUAGGCGAAGGCUUUCAUAACUAUCACCACACGUUUCCCUUCGACUACGCCACCAGCGAGUUCGGCUGCAAACUCAACCUCACCACCUGCUUCAUUGACUUGAUGUGUUUCCUGGGUCUGGCCCGAGAGCCCAAGCGUGUGUCCAGAGAAGCGGUGCUCGCUCGAGCUCAGCGCACCGGAGACGGCAGCCACUGGAGCGGCUAACGACUGCCGUCCGUCCUAACGCACGGCCAACCUGACAACAGAAGGACAAUCAGUCCUUCCAGCGACGCUGUUGAAGCUUCCGCUCUAACUUUGUGUCAGAUGACGAAUGUUUUUUUUCCCCCCAGUCUAGCCUGUGAAGCUUUAAUACGGGGAUCCGGCCUGUUUGUGUAGCGCUUAUUCAGAUUUUCUUUCCGGCUGUAGAUAUUUUUGAGUCCGGUCUGAGCUCUUGUCACUGACUCAAUGCAGGAGCUAAUCACGGUGCCCAACAACCUUCCAACCUUACCAAAUCUAGAAAUGAACUGAGAUGCACAUCUAGUUAAUAUCCUGUAGCUGUACCUCACAGAUACAGACCAGAGGGGUUCAUUAUUGAAUAUUGCCAAUUGGUUUUGCUGCCAUGCUUGCACAGAUUAUUCAUUUGGAGAAAUGCUUGAAGAGUUAGAAUCUGUAUUAUUGAUUUGUGAUUUAUA